Symbiodinium pilosum is the source of this 514-nucleotide messenger RNA. The record is from the annotation of a GenBank genome assembly. Lineage: Eukaryota; Dinophyceae; Suessiales; Symbiodiniaceae.
AUGUCUCCAGCCAUGGUUCGGCAGCACUUGGACUACAGCUGUCAGGUAACGCAGAUGGGCAGCUGGCUGGCCGAAGCUGCUCCUGGAUUGAACCCCCAGGCCUCAUCUUUCCUGCCUCAGCAGAAGGCCGCCAAGGAGUGGCGUGCGCUGCUCCGCCGCCUUGCUGCCACCCCGCUUCCGGUGGGGCGGGAGGCGCUGCUGUGGGUGCGAAGGUUAGAAGAAACUGCAGCAGCAGCCAUACAGCUGCACUGGCGCUGUCAUGUGUGGACAAAGCUCCAAAAUCGACUGUCGACUACGCCAAAGGAUCAUGCGCUGACAGGAAUGAGCCCUUGGUUUGACGAGUGGCCCGAUGCGUGGAACUCCAGGGGCGUUCAAGGCAAGCGAAGAUCGCGGAGCCUUGGGACCCGCAGGCGGCAGAUGGCUGGCAGUGGUGAGGAUCUACCGCGCAGGCAGUUUCGAGAUGCGAAGGCGAAGGAGGUAACCACAUUUCCCUUGUUACGCUCGACGUUUCAUG